CGGAACCUUGACGGAUCCCCCGGGGAAUACGCGCGCUUAAAGAACGCGUGAAAGCGCAUUGACAGUCCAUGUACUGCCCGUAAACGAACUGUGGGAAAGUUGCAUGGACAGAGGCAGAAGAAAGAAAAGAAUCCAAAAGAUACGAAAACUCACAUAACUUGCAAAUGGAGAUUUACAACUACAUGUUGUGGCUAAAAAUCACUGUUCUUUUAAAAGGGCUGUGCGACUGCUUCAACAUCGAUGUGAAGCAACCUCGCAUCUUCACAGGGCCCGAGGACGCUCUGUUCGGCUUCUCCGUGCUACAGCAUGAGGUGGAUGGAGAGAAGCUGAUGCUGGUCGGUGCUCCAUGGGAUGGCUCACCCAAUAAUAGGAAGGGAGAUGUUUACAAAUGCAUUGUGGGAGAUGAGGUGAACUCCAACUGCUCUAAAGUGAAUCUAGCUGAAAGUGCAUUCCAGAAUGUGUCACGGAAUCUGAGAAACUCACACUUGGGAAUGACGCUUACGCCAGAUGAUCCUAAUGGGUUUCUGGCGUGUGCCCCGCUGUGGUCGCAGGAGUGCGGUACAUCCAUCUUCAGCACAGGAAUCUGCGCCUCUGUUAGCGACGACCUGGAACCCAAAGAGAUAAUCGCCCCCACCGCGCAGAGGUGUACUACCUACAUGGACAUUGUAAUAGUUCUGGAUGGUUCUAACAGUAUCUACCCCUGGUAUGAGGUGCAGAACUUCCUGAGUAACAUCCUUAGCAAGUUCCACAUCAGUCCAGAGCAGAUGCAGGUGGGUAUCCUGCAGUAUGGGGAGAUCUCAAUCCAUGAGUGGUCCCUUAAGGACUAUCAGACGACACAGGACGUGGUGGGAGCGGCUAAGAACAUCAGUCGGCAGGAGGGGCGGGAGACUCGCACCGCAUACGCCAUCCACAUGGCCUGCACAGAGGCAUUCAGCGUGGAGAGAGGAGCCCGGGAAGGAGCCACCAAGGUGAUGAUCGUGGUAACAGACGGAGAGUCACAUGAUGGCGAGGAGCUUCCUGAGGCCCUGGCCGAGUGCGAGAAGCGCAACAUCACCAGAUAUGCCAUCGCCGUUUUGGGUCACUACAUCCGCAGGCAACAGGACCCAGAGACCUUCAUUAAUGAAAUCAAAUACAUCGCCAGCGACCCAGAUGAGAAAUACUUCUUUAACGUAACAGAUGAAGCAGCACUGAAUGACAUUGUGGAUGCCUUGGGCGACCGAAUCUUCAGCCUGGAGGGAACAUUGGGAUACAAUGAAAGUGCCUUCCUCAUGGAGAUGUCUCAGAUUGGGUUCUCCACACACAUUUUAGAUGAUGGGAUCUUGUUCGGAAUGGUGGGGGCGUAUGACUGGGAGGGAGGGGUGUUGAAGGAGAGUAGUGGGGGAACCAUUACGCCCCCACGAGAAGCGUUUGAGAAAGAGUUUCCUCUGGAGUUAAAGAAUCAUGCUGCUUAUCUGGGUUACACUGUGUCCUCAGUGACAGUAGGAGACUGGAGGAAGCUCUACGUGGCUGGUGCACCCAGGUUUAAGCACAAAGGCAAGGUUAUCCUCUUCGACCUGAGUCCAGAUGGUGAUGUCACCAUCACACAGGCCCUCGCGGGAGAACAAAUCGGCUCUUAUUUUGGCAGUGAGGUGUGUGGGGUGGAUGUUGAUCAGGAUGGUAUUACAGAUAUCCUAUUGAUUGCUGCCCCCAUGUUCCUGGGAGCAGGAAACAAAGAGACAGGAAAAGUCUAUGUCUACUGUCUAGACGGGGAAGGUUUUGCCCCAAACGGUACACUACACUCUCAGCAGAAGGCCCAGGAUGCUCGGUUCGGCUACGCCAUGGCUGUGGCUUCAGACCUCAACCACGACGGCUACGCUGACCUGCUGGUGGGAGCGCCGCUAGAAGAUGACCACCAGGGGGCACUUUACAUCUACCAUGGCGAUGAGUACUAUAUCAUCCCUCAGUACAAGCAGCGAGUCUCCGCUUCCUCUCUGUCCACGCCCCUGCGUUACUUCGGCCGUAGCCUCUGCGCCCUGUUCGACAUGGACGGUGAUGAGCUGCUGGACCUGGCCGUCGGAGCCCAGGGUGGUGCCAUCCUCCUCAGGUCUUGCAGCAUUGUGCAGGUCAACCUGAGCCUGACCUUCCAGCCAUCCUCCAUCAACGUCAUCCAGAAGAACUGUCAGAGGGGCAGCCGCGAGUCGGCAUGCCUCAAUGCCACAGCCUGCUUCCUCGCCCUGUCGCGCUCGCCAGGCUCGUACGGCACGUAUUUCGAUCUGCAGGUUGGGGCCAUGCUGGAUGACAGGAAGCUGUCUGCACGUGCUCUGUUUGACUCCAACUCCCAGAGGCAGACUCUGACAGGGGUCAGAGUUCGUGUAGGAGAUCCUUUCUGCCACACACUGCCCUUCCAUGUGGUUGACACAGCAGACUACAUCAGACCAAUCAGUUUCUCCCUGCACUUCAAAAUCAAUGACACAGAAAGCGGUCCUGUUCUAGAUGAAGGCUGGCCAACCACAGUUAAAAAAUAUAUCCCAUUUUAUAAAGAUUGCGGCGAGGAUGACGUGUGUGUGACGGACCUGGUUCUGCAGGCACACAUGGACCUCUCUGGAAGCAGGCAGCAGCCGUACGUUAUCCGCAGUCCCCGUAGGCGCUUGGCAGUGGAGGUUCAGCUCCAGAACCGGCUGGAGAACGCCUACAACACCAGCCUCACGCUGCACUACUCCAGAAACCUGCACUUCAGCAGCCUGAGUAUACGGGAGGAUGCUCAGUUUAAGAUUGAGUGCACGCCACUCAGCUCCAACAGCCGCUCCUGUAACAUCAGCUACCCGGUCUUUCGCUCCCAGUCAAAGGUGAACUUCAUGUUGGAGUUUGAAUUUAGUUGCACGUCCCUUGUCAGUAAGAUCCAGAUGAAGCUAGUUGCAGCAAGUGACAGCAUCGAAGGGGAGAACUCAGACAAUACUGUUCAGUUACAGAGCAUAGUUCAGUAUGAGCCUGACAUCUUCAUUACCAGUGAGUCCAAUCUAAACCGGUAUGAGGUUCAUCCCACCAGGACGUUGUCAGAAGGGACAGGACCUGAAUUCCACACACAUUUCAGGGUACAGAAUCUAGGCUGCUAUGUGGUCAAUAAUUUGGAUCUGCAUGUCAGUUUACCCUCUAUAGCUGCAGCAGACAGAGUCUUCUCAUCUGUGGUGAAUGCGAUCUCUCACAAUAUCUCGGGUAUAAACUGCAGUAUUAAGAAUGACCUGGCUGAGAUGAAGGCAGCUCAGAGAGACGUACGUCCGCUGCAUCCUGAGGACAUGAAGAAAAAUGAAGUACUGAACUGCAGCACAGCCUGGUGUGUGGAGGUUGUGUGUCAAAUCCAGCAACUCCUGAAGGGAGAGACGGCCUUAAUACGAAUCACCAGAAGAGUUCAUGAUAACUUUUUCAGACAGGCCAAGUUCAAAGCUGUGAUGAUAGUGGGCUCCUACCAACUGCAUUCACGCGAGACCAAUCUGAUCACACUGGGGAAUGCUGCCAUCUGGAGGGAGAUGGGGUUGGAGGUGUUGAAAGGUCGCUCCAUACCCAUCUCGUUCUGGAUCCUGAUUGGCAGCAUUGUCGGAGGCCUGCUCCUGCUCGCACUCAUCAUCUUCAUCCUCUGGAAGCUGGGCUUUUUCACGAGGAUGCAGAGGAGAGAGAAGGAUGAGAAUCACAAGGACUGAGCCGCACCACCUCCGAACCUCUGGGUCCAUACGGCUCACGCCGCCACCCAACCCCCUUCCCCUUUUCCUGGACGACACCUCGCCCCGGAGCAGAGGCCACCCACUCCACCCACCACUCUUCACCAAGAGAGCACAGCCGGCGCGCACGCCGGCCUGCUCCCUGAAUCCACCGAGGCACGCUCGGCUUCCAGUGGGCCGCGUGGAGUGGGCCUCUGAGGGCAUGCGAUUGCGUGAACAAGGCAGGCAGUGAUAAGAGGGGCUGAGGUGGGGAGUGGGGGCGUUUUAUUUGUUUCCCUGCUAAAGUCAAACGAAGGAAUUGAGCGUGCUUGCCAGGGUGGUGUGAUGAAUGACCUCAGCGGAGCUCCACUGAGCCCCUGAUGACGGCAGGCUAUAUUUGGAUGGCUGAGUAGAGGAGUGUGUGGACUGGAACUCUGCACGAUGUAAUGCACUAUUCAGAUGUGCACGGGAGCAAUGGGUAGAAGUCACAGCGAGCAGUUUCACUUUAUUUAUCUCCAAACACGUAAUUGUUUUUUAAUCCUCUCUGUGUUCAUUUUCA
This is a messenger RNA of Electrophorus electricus (electric eel), 4230 nucleotides long. It is a transcript of the gene itga10, whose product is annotated as integrin, alpha 10. NCBI's taxonomy places the organism in Eukaryota, Metazoa, Chordata, Actinopteri, Gymnotiformes, Gymnotidae. The record is from RefSeq and is a predicted model, not a curated record. Gene Ontology annotation, molecular function: integrin binding. Gene Ontology annotation, biological process: integrin-mediated signaling pathway; cell-matrix adhesion; cell-cell adhesion. Gene Ontology annotation, cellular component: integrin complex; external side of plasma membrane.